Messenger RNA from Branchiostoma floridae (Florida lancelet), 1013 nucleotides. RefSeq lists its product as uncharacterized. The transcript is spliced from 4 exons. NCBI's taxonomy places the organism in Eukaryota, Metazoa, Chordata, Leptocardii, Amphioxiformes, Branchiostomatidae. The coding region runs from base 69 to 1013 and encodes 314 amino acids. The record is from RefSeq and is a predicted model, not a curated record.
GCUGCUGGUGGGCGAGGAAGGCGGGCUGAACCCUCCUCGCCCACCAGUUGCGCGCGGGAAACGCAAACAUGCCGACCAGUUGUUGUGCGCUGAAUUGUACUAACCGGAAGGAUAAAGGCAGUAGAAAGAAGUUUUUUAGAAUCCCUGCGGAACCAGGACGAAGGGCUGCAUGGCUUAGAGCCUUAAAAAGGUCAGAUUUUGAGCAGGGAAAGAAAAACCCGACCGCGGCGUGGACACCACGAGGCCACGAGAGAGUGUGCAGCGACCAUUUCAUCUCAGGGAACCCUUCUAAAGACCCUGCAGAUCCAGAUUACGUCCCAAGCUUGUUUAACCUCCCAACCUCAGCAAGUUGCAAUCGUUCAAGAAACCCAGUUGCCAAGAAAGAUCGGUAUAUGCGUGCAGCAAAAAGGCUGCGGGUGUCAUCAGAGAAUGAAGCCCCACCUACAUCACUAAAUGAUGAAGAAAUGAUCGCUGACCCUCCUCCUGAAAGUGUAGAGACUCUGAGAGACCCCCUUCCUGAAAGUGUAGAGACUCUGAGAGAACAGCUCACAAAAGUACAAGAGGAGAAAUGUAAGUUGGAACAGUUUUGCGAGUCCCUUCAAAGUGAAGCUGACAACCUUAGGGAAGAACGUGAUCACCUUCAAGAACAAAUCAAGAAAUCAUCAACAUCAGCCUCCAAUCUCACAGAUGCAAAAUGCAAGCUCUUCACUGGAAUACCUACUGUUGCACUGUUUAUGUUUGUGUUUAGACUUGUUAGUGAUUUCAUUGCUCCUCUAAAGUCCAUGUGUCAGCAGGAUCAAAUACUCAUGACUCUCAUGAAGUUGAGACUAGGCCUCAAAAAUGCUGAUCUAGCUUUGAGAUUUAGUGUUUCUGCCUCCACAGUUUCAAAAGUCAUAAACCGUUGUAUUCCAAUCUUAGCUGUCCGACUAAAGUUCCUGAUUCAUUGGCCGUCAAUUAGACAUUGUGUAGUUGGUACUCAAUUACAUGUACUAUACUUCAUAAGUUUGAAGUAA